This is a messenger RNA of Acanthocheilonema viteae, 975 nucleotides long. The record is from the annotation of a GenBank genome assembly. Lineage: Eukaryota; Metazoa; Nematoda; Chromadorea; Rhabditida; Onchocercidae.
AUGCCACUGUAUCCAACUCUCGAGGAUUUAUUGAUUGAUCAAUAUCAACAUCAGCAAAAUGGUAGUUAUUCCGAUCACAAUGAUCCGCCAUUCCGUUCGUGCGUAGAACCAUCUGCUCCUCUUUAUGAAUCGAAUUCUUCCAUCUCAGGACGAAUUUAUGAAGCAAUCGAUGAGAACAUCAUGUCGACAGCUCCACCAGAAAUGUUACAAUAUCCAUCACUUCCAUCAUAUUUUGAAAGUAUUGCCAAACCGCAGCACGCACCUGUGCUUAAAUCAUCUUCACCAUUACCGGAAAUGACAGCUGUACAUCUUCCCUAUCCUCAUCUUCCAGAAUCAGUAGCAAUUCAACCGUAUAUGUCAAAUAAGUUGACCUCAUUGGAGAAUGAAUGCAUUAUCGCGCCAAUUACGUCGCAAUGUUCCGGUCUCGCUAAAGCUAAUCUUACACAUGGUGUUCGUAAAGUGAUCCUUAAUCGUAUCAAAGGUAACAAGUAUGGAUUGAAGAUGCGAGCUAUCAAUCAGGGUAUUUUUGUUCAAUUGGUGGUAGAAGGUUCUCCAGCUGCAGUUGCCGGUAUACGAUUUGGUGAUCAACUGCUUAAUUUAAAUGGAACCGAAGUGCUUGGAAUGACUGGACAAAAAGUAAUGAAUAUCAUGAAGAAAUCAAAACACGAAAUAAUUCUUAUUCUCAGAGACAGGCCUUUGGCCAGGACGAUAACGUUGCAUAAAGAUGCAGCUGGCUUGUUAGGAUUUUCAUUUAAAGAUAAUCUUAUCACAGCAGUGAUGCAGAAAACAAGCGCUAGUCGCAAUGGAUUGCUUAUCAAUCAGCGAAUUAUUGAAGUUGAUGGACGAAAUGUUAUGGCUUUUAAGAAUAAAGCAAUGAAAUCGUGCUUGGAUGAUGCUCCAAUGACUGUUACAUUAACGCUUAUGCCUGCAGAAUUUUAUGAUGAAAUUACAAAAAAGUCAGUUAAAAUGCAUUAA